Messenger RNA from Nomascus leucogenys (northern white-cheeked gibbon), 1861 nucleotides. It is a transcript of the gene HNRNPAB, whose product is annotated as heterogeneous nuclear ribonucleoprotein A/B. Gene Ontology annotation, cellular component: nucleoplasm. Gene Ontology annotation, biological process: regulation of gene expression. NCBI's taxonomy places the organism in Eukaryota, Metazoa, Chordata, Mammalia, Primates, Hylobatidae. Gene Ontology annotation, molecular function: RNA binding. The record is from RefSeq and is a predicted model, not a curated record.
UUUAUUGCGAGGUGGCCCCCCCCCCGGCUCCGGCAUUAUAAAGGGCGCCACGAGUCGGCAUUGUCAGGCGGCGGCACCGCGCGGGAGGGAGCUUUCCUGUCGGUCGGCGGGUUCCCGUGCGGCGGCGGCCAAGGAGGAGGAGACACACUUGGAGCAGCUCCGUGGGCUGACUGAGGCGAGGCCUCAGCAGCGCGAGCUUGAGUGCGGCCGAGCCCGCGGCGCCUUCCCCUGCUGGUGGGGACGAGCGGGCCCCGCGGCGUCAUCGGCGGCGAGCAGGAGCCGCCGCGCCUCGGCCUAGCAUGUCGGAAGCGGGCGAGGAGCAGCCCAUGGAGACGACGGGCGCCACCGAGAACGGACAUGAGGCCGUCCCCGAAGGCGAGUCGCCGGCCGGGGCUGGCACGGGCGCCGCGGCGGGGGCUGGAGGCGCGACCGUGGCGCCCCCGAGCGGGAAUCAGAACGGCGCCGAGGGCGACCAGAUCAACGCCAGCAAGAACGAGGAGGACGCGGGAAAAAUGUUCGUUGGUGGCCUGAGCUGGGAUACUAGCAAAAAAGAUUUAAAAGACUAUUUUACUAAAUUUGGAGAGGUCGUUGACUGUACAAUAAAAAUGGAUCCCAACACUGGACGGUCAAGAGGGUUUGGGUUUAUCCUGUUCAAAGAUGCAGCCAGUGUGGAGAAGGUCCUAGACCAGAAGGAGCACAGGCUGGAUGGCCGUGUCAUUGACCCUAAAAAGGCCAUGGCUAUGAAGAAGGACCCGGUGAAGAAAAUCUUCGUUGGGGGUCUGAAUCCUGAAGCCACUGAGGAAAAGAUCAGGGAGUACUUUGGCGAGUUUGGGGAGAUUGAGGCCAUUGAACUGCCAAUGGAUCCAAAGUUGAACAAAAGACGAGGUUUUGUGUUUAUCACCUUUAAAGAAGAAGAACCCGUGAAGAAGGUUCUGGAGAAAAAGUUCCAUACUAUCAGUGGAAGCAAGUGUGAGAUCAAGGUGGCCCAGCCCAAAGAAGUCUAUCAGCAGCAGCAGUAUGGCUCUGGGGGCCGAGGAAACCGCAACCGAGGGAACCGAGGCAGCGGAGGUGGUGGAGGAGGUGGAGGUCAGAGUCAGAGUUGGAAUCAGGGCUACGGCAACUACUGGAACCAGGGCUACGGCUACCAGCAGGGCUACGGGCCUGGCUAUGGCGGCUACGACUACUCGCCCUAUGGCUAUUACGGCUACGGCCCCGGCUACGACUACAGUCAGGGUAGUACAAACUACGGCAAGAGCCAGCGACGUGGUGGCCAUCAGAAUAACUACAAGCCAUACUGAGGCGGCAGCAGGAGCGACCAACUGACCGCACACAUGCUUUUGUUUGUUUGGAUAUGGAGUGAACACAAUUAUGUACCAAAUUUAACUUGGCAAACUUUCUAUGGCCUGUCCCAUGUGCAUCUUAUUUAAAAUUUCCCCCAUGGAAAUCACUCUCCUGUUUACUAUUUCCAGAGCUCUAGUUGUUUAGGCAGCGUGUGGUGUCUGAGAGGCUAGAGUGCCAUCAUGGGCUGAUUUUUAUUACCAGGUCCCCCAGAACCAGGUGGGAGGCUCUGCUUCUGGCUGCUGCUCUGCAGCCUGGACCUGUGGACCCUGGUUGUAAAGAGUAAAUUGUAUCUUAGGAAACCGGUGUCACCUUUUUUUCACCUUUUAGUUUUAUAUUAUUUGUGUCAUACAUUUCCUGUAACGGAAGUGUUAAUUUUACUGUACUUUUUGGUACCUUUUGGGAAUCUAAUGUAUUGUAAGGUAUUUUACACGUGUCCUGAUUUUGCCACAACCUGGAUAUUGAAGCUAUCCAAGCUUUUGAAAUAAAAUUUAAAAACCCCCAAGCCUGGGUGAGUGUGGGA